Molecule: messenger RNA, 732 nt
Organism: Dromiciops gliroides (monito del monte)
Lineage: Eukaryota; Metazoa; Chordata; Mammalia; Microbiotheria; Microbiotheriidae
Product: 5'-deoxynucleotidase HDDC2-like
Exons: 2
Coding region: 1-732 (243 amino acids)
Cellular component (GO): cytoplasm
Molecular function (GO): 5'-deoxynucleotidase activity
Source: RefSeq, a predicted model, not a curated record
AUGAUCGUACAAGAUCCAGCCUUUAGGUGUGGUUGUGAUGGGGGUCGGCCAAGAGUUGCUUUGAAUGACCUUGUAAAAGCAGAGAGUAUGGACGUGGUGAACUCCAAGAAAAUAAUCCUGUAUCAUUGUGCUGGCAGAAGUGGUGGCGGCAGUGGGACCUGGAGCCUGCUGCAGUUCCUGCAGCUGAUGGGCCAGCUCAAGAGAGUACCACGAACAGGCUGGGUACACAGAAAUGUUGAGAAGCCAGAAAGUGUAUCCGAUCAUAUGUACAGAAUGACUAUCAUGGCUUUUGUAACCAAAGAUAAGCAUCUUAAUAAAGACAGAUGUGUCCCACUCGCCCUGGUUCAUGAUAUGGCAGCGUGCAUCAUUGGGGAUAUAGCUCCUGCAGAUAACAUCCCUAAAGAAGAAAAACACAGGAGAGAGAAGGAAGCUAUGAAGCAGUUAACCCAGCUGCUAUCAGAAGAUGUCAAGAAGGAAAUCUAUGAUCUCUGGGAAGAGUAUGAGAACCAAUCCAGUGUGGAAGCCAAGUUUGUGAAACAACUGGACCAUUGUGAAAUGAUUCUCCAGGUGUUUGAGUAUGAGGACCUGGAGAACAAACCUGGGAGGCUUCAGGAAUUCUAUGAUUCAACUGCAGGAAAAUUCAGCCAUCCUGAAAUAGUCCAGCUUGUCUCUGAACUUACAGCAGAAAGAAAUGCUAAAACUAAAGGGGGAACAAGUGAGCCUCACCCUUGA